ACGGGCGCUUCGGGGCGGAGAUGAUCAGCGCCGCUUGCUGCAGAAAUAUCUGAUAAUCAACAAUCUCAGUGAUGCUCAGUGCAGAGGACUGACAUGGCAGGUAUGUCUGAGUACAGCCUGUAUCGCUGUUUUUGGACUGUAAAUCGAUCUGCAGGAUAAUGUGGGAACCGACGUCAUGUUCGUUCUCUAUCACAGAUGAAUCCCCGAACUCUUUCCAUUACCAGUGUUUGAAGUAUUUGCUGUAAUCACGCUGAACUCACAUAUGGUGCCCACGUGCUUCUGGCCUGUAAAUAAAAAGAGAACCUUUUUGCAAUAAAGUGCUGUUUUUGCACAUCAUUAUUCUUGUUGCCUUUUUUUAUGCUAGUCCUGGUCUAUAACUGGUUUGACCUUAAGGAAACAUGGAGGCCAAUAUGGAAUAUAUUGUGGGACUGGUCAUGCAGAAAGACUUGGGACGGCGACUCCAGGUUGGACAGGAGAUCAUAGACUACAUUCUGGAUAGGCAGAAGUCACAUGAUUUGGAGAAUGAUCAGACCAUGCUCGACAGGAUGGUGGACGGCCUGGCUACAACAUGGGUCAACUCGAGCAACUUCAAGGUGGCUCUUCUGGGAAUGGACAUUGUGUCUGCUUUAGUGACCAGAUUGCAAAAUCGCUUUAAACCCCAAAUUGGUACAGUCCUGCCUAGUUUAACAGACCGUUUAGGUGAUGCCAAAGACCAAGUAAGAGACCAAGCCCAGACACUGCUGUUAAAAAUAAUGGAUCAAGCUGCCAAUCCACAGUACGUAUGGGACCGAAUGUUGGGAGGAUUCAAACACAAGAACAACAGGACCAGAGAGGCUGUCUGUUUUUGCCUUGUUUCCACACUAAAUAUAUAUGGAGCCCAGGGUUUAACUCUGAGCAAGAUUGUGCCUCAUAUAUGCAGUCUGUUAGGAGACCCUACAAGUCAGGUUCGAGAUGGAGCUAUGACCUGUCUUGUAGAGAUUUACAGACAUGUCGGAGAGAGAGUUCGAAUGGAUCUUGGGAAAAAAGGCUUGCCACAAUCACGGUUGAAUGUAAUUUUUAGCAGAUUUGACGAAGUACAGCGAUCAGGGAAUAUGGUGCUGUCUGCAGAUAAGACCGUAGAUGAUGAUGACUCUGUGGAUGGAGGACGUUCAUCUGCUUCCUCUAAAGGAGCAACGUCUGUCCGCAGGACAGGAUCCAUGCGCAGGCCGAGCUCUGCCUCGAGCACCAAGAGCACAGGAAAAGAGUCAGGUGCUGGUGUUGUGGAUGAGGAGGAUUUCAUCCGUGCCUUUGAGGAUGUACCCACCAUCCAGAUUUACUCCAGCAGAGAGCUUGAGGAUUCCAUGAAUAAAAUCAGAGAGAUCCUCUCAGAUGAAAAACAAGACUGGGAGCACAGAGUGGUCGCGCUAAAGAAGAUGCGUUCGCUGUUGCUCGCUGGCGCCACCAAUCAUGAAACGUUCCUCCAACAACUGCGGCAGAUGGAAGGAGCGUUUAAGCUCUCUGCUAAAGACCUGCGCUCCCAAGUUGUCCGUGAAGCCUGCAUCACAUUGGGACAUCUGUCAUCUUUGCUAGGUAAUAAGUUUGACCAUGGAGCUGAGUCCAUCAUGCCCACGUUGCUCAAUCUCGUCCCUAACAGCGCUAAAGUGAUGGCCACAUCUGGCAUAGCAGCCAUCCGCUUUAUUAUACGACACACACACUAUCCUCGGCUUAUUCCCAUCAUUACCAGCAACUGCACGUCCAAAUCCGUGGCUGUCCGGCGGCGCUGUUAUGAGUUUUUAGACCUUUUACUCCAGGAGUGGCAGACGAGCUGCCUGGACAGGCAUGUAGCUGUUCUGAUGGAUACCAUUAAGAAAGGAGUCCACGAUGCUGACUCAGAAGCCAGAUCCGUCGCCAGAAAGUGUUAUUGGGGAUUCCAUGGCCACUUCAGUAAGGAGGCGGAGCAACUGUUUCAGGCCCUCGAGCAGACCUAUCAGAAAGCUCUGCAGUCACAUCUGAAGAGCUCGGACAGCGUGAUGUCUCUCCCGCAAUCCGAUCGCUCCUCCUCCAGCUCUCAAGAGAGCCUCAAUCGUCCGCAGUCUGCUAAAGCACCUGUAGUAAGCAGCGUAACCAGAAGUAAAGUGGUGAGCGCUAAAGUUUCCUCCACACCUGUCUCGCUGCAGCGAUCACGCAGCGAUGUUGAUGUCAACGCUGCUGCCACCGCCAAGUCCCGAAUGCCCAAAGUACCCGCUGCUGCUCAGUUUAGCUCUGCUGGUGCACUGCCACCUGGCUCCUACGCCUCGCUAGGCCGGGUGCGUACACGGAGACAGAGUUCAGGCAGCAGCGUCGGAGGCGGAGUCUCUGUUACAGAUAGUAGGGGGCGGAGCCGAGCAAAAGUGGUGUCGCAGUCGCAACGAUCCAGAUCAGCAAACCAAGCCAGUGUUAAGACCCACGCUGGGAGUCGUUCCAGUUCCCCUGGAAAGCUUAUUGGUCAAUCCUAUGGCAAAACGUCUUCUGUGACCCCUGCAGAGAAACGCAGUAGGAUACCACGAAGUCAGGGUUGCAGCCGAGAAAGCAGUCCCGGUCGCUCCGGCCAGGUGCGGGGGAGUCGUAUCCCACGGCCCAGUAUGAGUCAGGGUUGCAGUCGUGACACAAGCAGGGAGAGCAGCAGAGACACAAGUCCUGCACGGAGUUUUACUCCCCUUGUGUCUCGGCGCCAGUCACGCUCCACCAGUGCCCUGACAGGCGGCGACGCCCUGCAAACAGAUCGUUUCGGGCUGAUCCAUCAGGCACGGAUCUCUGCUUCAGUCAAUGCCAUGCGCAUCCUGAACACAGGCAUGGAGGUGGAGGCGGCUGUGGCUGAUGCUCUGCUAUUAGGAGACUCCAGGAAUAAGCGGAGGCCUGUAAGGCGUUGGUACGAAUCUCAAGGCAUGUACUCGGACGACGAUGCUAACAGCGAUGCCUCCAGCGCGUGUUCAGAGCUCUCCUAUAGCUCGCGAAACGGAGGAGUGCCGCACUACAUGCGUCAGACGGAGGACGUAGCCGAGAUCCUAAACCACUGCGCCAGUUCCAACUGGUCCGAGAGGAAAGAAGGUCUGAUUAGCCUCCAGAACCUUCUGAAGAGCCAAAGAACCCUCAGCCGUGUGGAGCUCAAGAGGCUGUGUGAGAUUUUCACUAGGAUGUUUGCCGACCCUCACAGCAAGGUGUUUAGCAUGUUCCUGGAAACGCUUGUGGACUUCAUCGUGCUGCACAGAGAGGAUUUGCAGGACUGGCUCUUUGUGCUCCUCACACAGCUGUUGAAGAAGAUGGGCGCUGAUUUGCUGGGUUCGGUGCAGGCCAAAGUGCAGAAAGCUCUCGAUGUCACCCGGGAUUCUUUUCCGUAUGAUCAGCAGUUCAACAUCUUAAUGCGCUUCAUUGUUGAUCAGACACAAACUCCAAACCUUAAGGUGAAGGUGGCCAUUCUGAAGUAUAUCGAGUCCCUGGCCAGACAAAUGGAUCCCACUGAUUUUGUGAACUCCAGUGAGACGCGACUAGCCGUCUCCCGCAUCAUCACCUGGACGACGGAACCCAAGAGCUCAGAUGUCAGAAAAACCCUGCACAGCUGGGUAAGUGAGGAGCUGGCAGGGAGGCUCAGCUCACUCACCCCCCUCCCCGUGGAGGGCACCCUGGAGGAGAGAUGUAAGCAGGCUGCUCAGAUUGUGCUGAUCUCCUUGUUCGAGCUGAACACACCAGAGUUCACAAUGUUGCUGGGAGCACUGCCUAAAACCUUUCAGGAUGGAGCCACCAAACUCCUGCAUAAUCACCUGAAGAACUCCAGCAAUGCUGCAGCCACGAGUUCACCGAGCAACACGGUUAGCCGCACACCUUCAAGACUCUCUGGUUCCCGUACUAGUCCCCUGACAUCCCCUACAAACUGCUCUCAUGGAGGCCUCUCACCCAGUCGUAUAUGGGGCUGGAGUUCGAAUGGUCUUUCAAAGGCCCCGUGUCCCUUCACUCCCCCUUCCUCUGGCCCUGGUACCCCCCCUCUCCGACCUGGGCGCCGGGCCCCCUCGCUCAGCAUGCUGGAAUACGACACAGAGAACAUGAACUCGGAGGAGCUCUACAGCUCUCUGCGAGGAGUCACUGAAGCCAUUCAGAGCUUCAGCUUCCGCAGCCAGGAGGACAGCUACGAGCCAAUCAAACGUGACGCCAAGAAAGAUGAUGCUAGUGCCUUAGCGUCACCUGCCGCAGACCCCCGACUAGGUACAGAUGUGAUGGAGGGGGGACGAAUGGCUCUGGACAAUAAGACCUCGUUACUGAACACACCGUCCCCUCGCUCUUUCCUGGGGCCGAGAACACGCGAGUACAAUCCCUAUAACUACAGCGACUCCAUUAGCACUUAUGACAAAGCCGCUCUAAAGGAGGCAGUGUUCGAUGAUGAUGUGGAGCAGCUCCGUGAUGGUCGGCGUCAAGAGUUUGGUGAAAACAAAAUCAUGGCUCCCAAAAGUUAUUCUGCAGGCCCUGCUCAGCACUUGGAGCUUGUUGGUGACCUCCUAAAAGAGCUGUCCAGUCACACAGAGCGUGUGGAGGAGAGGCGGGCCGCCCUGUUGGAGCUGUUGAAGGUGACCCGUGAUGACAGCGUAGCCGUUUGGGAAGAGCAUUUUAAGACUAUGCUACUGCUGCUGCUUGAGACACUGGCGGACAAAGACCACACCAUUCGGGCGCUGGCUUUGCGUGUUCUGAAAGAGAUCCUGCGAAGUCAACCUGCACGGUUCAGGAACUAUGCCGAACUGACUAUUAUGAAAACACUGGAGGCUCACAAAGACUCCCACAAAGAGGUGGUGCGUGCUGCAGAGGAGGCCGCCGCCACCCUGGCUUCCUCCAUUCACCCGGAGCAGUGCAUAAAGGUGCUGUGUCCCAUUGUACAGACUGCAGACUACCCCAUCGACCUGGCUGCCAUUAAAAUGCAAACCAAGGUCAUUGAACGCAUCCCGGAAGAGUCCCUUUAUCAGCUGCUUCCUGACAUCAUCCCCGGUCUGCUGCAGGGUUAUGAUAAUACCGAGAGCAGCGUGCGGAAAGCCAGUGUCUUCUGCCUUGUGGCGAUUUAUUCUGUGAUUGGAGAAGGGUUGAAGCCUCAUCUUGCCCAGCUGACGGGCAGCAAGAUGAAACUGCUGAACCUCUACAUCAAGCGAGCCCAAACUACCAACAGCAACAGCAGCAGCUCGUCUGACAUCUCCUCCCACAGCUAAACCAACCAACCACAUUCUUGAACCAAUCGCAACCUCACGCCCAGUCCAGUUUCACUGAAACGAUUCAGUUUCUUCAGAACACCCAAACACAUAACCUGGGUUCUUCUUUUCAUUUAAGAACAAUGUUUUUAUUUGAAUCUUUUAUUAGACCCGAAACAGCAGGUCUCGAUUAAUUUAGCCCUGUGUUUAGAGUUGAGACUUCGGUAUGGGGUCCAUGUUCCAGUAUGUGAUACUGAAAUGGGUCGCUUGUCUUGCCGUACUCCUGAAUGUGAGUGUAAUGUAUCAAGCAUUAACCAGAGCAGUUGUGCCUCAGUCCAGUGGACCUGUUUGUCUGUAUUCUUUUAUAGCGCAGUCUGUUUCUGUUUAAGGAAUACUCUUGCAUUCUCUCUGUCGCACAUCUGUAGAGUAUGUGUAAUGACCAUGAAAAGGACAGAAAACCUAUUCGUACAGUAUACUACUUUCUUAAAAUGAAAGUCUAGGGGCAGCAGUUUUUCUGCAAAGCACUUUUAUAGAUUUAUGAGUCAGUUAUGUUUUUCUGAUUAAAAUUUCUUUUUAGUAAUAGCCUUUUCAGAGACAGACAGAUUUUUGUCAUGGAAGAGUUGUUGGGUAUGUUCUGUAGUUACUGUAACACUAGGGAAUUCUCGAAAUUGUAUGUGAAGUACAGUAUCUGAAGUUUUUAAAUAUACUAAUGCAAUGUUGGAAUGUAGAGUAUCAAUGUUGGACCAGUACAUGAGAGUAUUUUCGUUAACAUUUUUAUUACUGUUCAUUUUUCAUUCGAGUUUUAAUUCUUGUUAUAUAGACCUAAUAAUCUUAAACAUUAAUUUAUUGCACCAACAUCUGCCCUUAGACCUAGACACCCAUCAGCCAAAACAUUACACCUACAGUAGUAUUUUGUAGGUUCCCCAUGUGGUGCGUGGCUCUGCAGGGCAUUUGGGGUGCGCUGUGGUGUCUGGUACCAAGACAUUGGCAGUAGAUUCUUUGGCGGCUGCAGGUUGUGGGUUGGGGCCUCUGUUGAUCAGACUUGUUUCUCCACGGAAUGAGAUCACGAGGAGAGUUUGGAGGCUUGUUUGAUGGCCUUGGGCUUUGUGACUUCUGGGCCCUGUGUACGGCGGGCUGUGCACUGGGCGUUCUGGUGCUUGUCUAUCAUGGCCAUAGAGUGCAAUGAGUUUUCUAUGGGAUUGGACCAGACAGUCUGACCUUUGGUCCCUGUGGGCAUGGGUGAGCCUUGGGUACCCUUGAUUCUGUCACCGGUUGGUGCUGGAUUAUACGUAGUUGGUUAUCAGUGUUAAUGUUUUGUGAUUUUCAUGUUUUGGCUGAUUGGUGUAUAUUAUACAGUAAGUCAAAUUAUUUUUUUAGUACACACAGUUUUAUGGGAAAACUUGAUGUUUGGACCCCUACAGAGAAAAUGUCUUCUCAGAAUUUUAUUAGAAUUUGAAAGGGAAUCUCAGUAAAGGAAAUCCGGUAUUUGGCCCCCAUUUAAAAAAAAAAGUAAAAAUAAAUAAAACUAAAGCAUCUGCUGUGAUUACACCUACCCUACAGAUCUUGUGUACAGAUAAUAGGUUGAAAGAUUCUGGAGUAUUCCUUUAACUUCCUAUAAGUUCCCUAUUUCCUGUCGCUGGUUGGCUAAAGAAAACCACCCUGUCAGCUGCUGUAUUAUUGUUAGCUUAAAUCAACUUUCCAGUGAAGGACAUAUUUAGUAAAUGUAAGAACUAGAUUAAUUGAAGAUGCAUUUCUAUGUACAGUAGGUGUAGUAAUAGACAUCUUUAUCACCGCUGCCUCAAAUUGCUGGAAAAUUCUGUUGCAUGUCAAUCAUUCGGACCUACAGAAAAUUCACUUUUUGGGUGGCAUUUAAUUCUAAAUAUGCAAGAACUACAAGAGAUUGUAUUUGUACAGUAAUCGUCCUUUUGUCCAUUUAGAAGGAAGAAAAAAGAUGAAGGAUAACUUUAUCCCUGGUUGAUUCUGUAAAAAGAAAAAAGAA
This is a messenger RNA of Clarias gariepinus (North African catfish), 7179 nucleotides long. Its product is annotated as CLIP-associating protein 1-B-like. The record is from RefSeq and is a predicted model, not a curated record. Gene Ontology annotation, biological process: mitotic spindle assembly. The transcript is spliced from 43 exons. NCBI's taxonomy places the organism in Eukaryota, Metazoa, Chordata, Actinopteri, Siluriformes, Clariidae. Gene Ontology annotation, cellular component: cytoplasmic microtubule; spindle microtubule; microtubule organizing center. The coding region runs from base 399 to 5201 and encodes 1600 amino acids. Gene Ontology annotation, molecular function: kinetochore binding; microtubule binding.